Penicillium soppii is the source of this 978-nucleotide messenger RNA. RefSeq names its product putative glycerol dehydrogenase (GldB) (gene gldB). Gene Ontology annotation, cellular component: cytosol. Bases 1 to 978 code for a protein of 325 amino acids. The transcript has 2 exons. NCBI's taxonomy places the organism in Eukaryota, Fungi, Ascomycota, Eurotiomycetes, Eurotiales, Aspergillaceae. Gene Ontology annotation, molecular function: aldose reductase (NADPH) activity. The record is from RefSeq and is a predicted model, not a curated record.
AUGUCGUCUGGAAAAACUCUUACUUUGAGCAAUGGCGUGAAGAUGCCCGCCGUUGGCUUCGGCACUUUCGCCAGCGAGGGCUCAAAGGGCGAAACCUACGCCGCCGUCACUGCUGCUCUCAACAUUGGCUACCGUCACCUCGAUUGUGCCUGGUUCUACCUGAACGAGGACGAGGUUGGUGAUGGUAUCCGUGACUUCCUCAAGGCCAACCCUAACGUCAAGCGUUCUGAUAUCUUCGUGACCACAAAGGUCUGGAACCAUCUGCACCGUUACGAUGACGUCCUCUGGUCCAUCAACAACUCUCUCGAGCGUAUGAAGCUUGACUACGUCGAUCUUUUCCUUGUUCACUGGCCCAUUGCUGCUGAGAAGGAAGAUCAGGAGCACCCCAAGAUUGGCCCCGAUGGAAAGUACGUCAUCCUGAAGGACCUCACUGAGAACCACGAGGAGACAUGGCGCGCCAUGGAGAAGCUCUACGCCGACGGUAAGGCCAGGGCUAUCGGUGUGUCCAACUGGACCAUCCCCCAGCUUGAGGCCAUGACCAAGUACGCCAAGGUCUUCCCUCAGGUCAACCAGAUCGAGAUCCACCCCUUCCUGCCCAACGAAGAGCUGGUGCAGUACUGCUUCUCCAAGAAUGUCAUGCCCCAGGCCUAUUCGCCUCUGGGCUCCCAAAACCAGGUCCCUACCACUGGUGAGCGCGUGUCCGAGAACAAGACUCUCAACGCCAUUGCCGAAAAGGGCAACAACACCCUCGCCCAGGUUCUCAUUGCCUGGGGUCUGCGUCGUGGUUACAGUGUGCUCCCCAAGAGCUCCAACCCCAAGCGCAUUGAGUCCAACUUCAAGAGCAUCGAGCUCAGCGAUGAGGACUUCGCGGCUGUCAACGAGGUCGCCAAGGGCCGUCACUGCCGCUUUGUCAACAUGCACGAGACCUUCGGCUACAAUGUCUGGCCUGAGGAGACUGCCCAGGGCCUUUCUCUUUAA